Trichomycterus rosablanca is the source of this 1659-nucleotide messenger RNA. It is a transcript of the gene kcnv2a, whose product is annotated as potassium channel, subfamily V, member 2a. The record is from RefSeq and is a predicted model, not a curated record. Gene Ontology annotation, cellular component: membrane; voltage-gated potassium channel complex. Gene Ontology annotation, molecular function: voltage-gated potassium channel activity. The transcript is spliced from 2 exons. Bases 4 to 1584 code for a protein of 526 amino acids. Gene Ontology annotation, biological process: protein homooligomerization; potassium ion transmembrane transport. Lineage: Eukaryota; Metazoa; Chordata; Actinopteri; Siluriformes; Trichomycteridae.
AGCAUGUUCAAGCAAAAGGGCAGGAGGAGAAGUCUCUUCCCCAACUACAAGCUUGGGGGCACAACCCUUUAUGCCAGUGAUAGAGUGGAUGAUGUUGAAAUUUGCUUUGUCCAACAAAAUUGGCUGAAGCCAUGGAACUCAAUGCAGGAACUCAGUCGAGACAUCUAUAACCUUGAUGAAGACUAUGAUGAUGAUGACGAUGAUAGACUUGUAUUAACAUCUGUUCAUACAAAUACAGCUUCUCCAGCUAAAAACUACAUGCUGAACAUCAACGUGGGUGGUAAAGUUUACCAGAUUUCUUACAGGGUAGCAGCCAGAUAUCCUAAGACCAGAAUUGGCCGCCUUGCAACAUACACUGAUCACAACAGAAAGCUGGACCUCUGUGAUGAUUAUACUGUCCAGAACAAUGAAUUCUUUUUUGACCGAGACCCAGAUGUAUUUCACAACAUCUUCAGUUUCUACCGGACUGGGGUUCUCUGGAUAAAAGAUGAGUUGUGUCCUCGCAACUUCUUGGAGGAAAUCAACUACUGGGGUGUUCGGAUCAAAAAUACUCAUCGUUGUUGCCGCAUCUCAUUUGAGGAACGCCAAGACGAGCUGAACGAACAGCUGAAAGUCCAGCGGGAACUGCAGGCGGAGAUAGAGGUGGAGGAAAAUGAAGAGUUGUUUAGAGGAAUGGCUUUUGGACAUACGCGCCACAAGAUCUGGAACCUAAUGGAAAAGCCUUUCUCUUCUGUCACAGCCAAGCUCAUGGCUGUUGCUUCAAGCUUCUUUGUGUUGGUGUCACUGGUGGCCAUGACCCUCAAUACAGUAAAGGAGAUGCAGUACAAAAUGCCAAGUGGCCAGCUAAGUGGAAAAACCUAUGCAGAGUAUGUGGAGACUUUUUGCAUUGCAUUUUUUACAAUGGAAUACUUGCUCCGACUUGUGUCCACUCCAGACCUGAAGCGUUUUGGCAGGAGCAUGCUAAAUGCUGUCGAUUUGAUUGCAAUCCUCCCUUUGUACCUACAAAUGAUUCUGGAGUGCUUUGAAAAAGAGGAUCAUUUAAAACAUGGCAGUGACAUUGAGGCAGUGGGGCGAGUGGGGAAGGUUGGACAGGUGUUGCGUAUCAUGCGUCUCAUGAGGAUCUUCCGUAUUCUCAAGUUGGCACGACACUCCACUGGACUGCGAGCAUUUGGCUUCACGCUUCGCCAGUGCUAUCAGCAAGUGGGCUGCCUCUUCCUCUUCAUUGCAAUGGGAAUUUUUACCUUCUCUGCUAUGGUUUACACUGUGGAGCAUGAUGUCCAUCAAACGAACUUCACCAGCAUACCUCAUGCGUGGUGGUGGGCUGCGGUAAGCAUCUCCACUGUGGGCUAUGGUGACAUGUUCCCAGAGACUCACUUGGGAAGGAUUUUUGCAUUUGCUUGCAUUUCCUUUGGAAUAAUCCUGAAUGGCAUGCCAAUCUCUAUCUUAUACAACAAGUUCUCAGACUAUUACUCCAAGCUCAAAUCCCAUGAAUACACCUCUACUGUCAAGGCUCGUGGUAAGGUUAGGUUUGCCAAAAGAGCUGCCAAAAAGUUUGCAGAGUGCUGUGAUGGAGCCAAAACCUAGCCAUCUGGAGGCAUAACUUCUUUUAAUAUUGUAUAAAUACAAUAUUUUUCCCACUUAAUAACAACAACCAGUAGG